CACAGGAAAAAAAAAUAGUGACACGUCCACCCACCCUGUCAAACUUCCACGGUUCCCCUGUUCCUGUAUAAUAAAUUUUCAUGUUUUAACUAUUAAAAAUGCCGUUACGCUUGGAUAUCAAGAGGAAGUUGACAGCGAGGUCGGACCGCGUCAAGUGCGUGGACCAGCACCCGACGGAGCCAUGGCUCCUGUGCUCCCUAUACAACGGUGACGUGAACAUAUGGAACUAUGAAACACACUCGCAGAUCAAGAGAUUUGAGGUAUGCGACCUGCCAGUGCGCGCCGCCAAGUUCGUGCCUCGCAAGAACUGGGUUAUUACUGGCUCCGAUGACAUGCAGAUCCGCGUGUUCAACUACAACACGCUGGAAAGAGUGCAUGCGUUUGAAGCGCACUCUGACUACGUGAGGUGCAUUGCAAUACAUCCCACACAGCCCUAUAUCCUCACCAGCAGUGAUGAUCUACUGAUCAAACUGUGGAACUGGGAUCGCAACUGGGCAUGCCAGCAAGUGUUCGAGGGCCACACACAUUAUGUGAUGCAGAUCGUUAUCAACCCCAAGGACAACAACACAUUCGCUAGUGCUAGUCUCGACACCACCGUCAAAGUAUGGCAGCUUGGGUCUUCAAUUUCCAACUUCACUCUAGAAGGCCACGAGAAAGGGGUCAACUGCGUGGACUACUACCACGGUGGAGACAAGCCCUACCUCAUAAGUGGUGCCGACGAUCGUCUUGUCAAAAUAUGGGAUUACCAGAAUAAAACAUGUGUUCAGACAUUAGAAAGUCACACGCAGAAUGUGACGGUGGUGGCGUUCCACCCGGAGUUGCCGAUCCUACUGACUGGCUCAGAGGACGGCACAGUCAGAAUAUGGCACGCAGGCACUUACAGACUUGAAUCCUCUCUCAACUACGGCUUCGAGAGAGUCUGGACAAUUUCUUCUAUGCACGGUUCCAACAACGUGGCCAUCGGUUACGACGAGGGCACAAUCAUGAUCAAGGUGGGUCGGGAGGAGCCGGCUAUUUCUAUGGACGUCAAUGGAGGCAAGAUUAUUUGGGCGAAACAUUCUGAGAUGCAGCAAGUCAAUUUGAAGGCAUUGCCAGAAGGCACAGAGAUAAAAGAUGGGGAGCGGGUCCCAGUGAUGGCGAAGGACAUGGGUUCCUGUGAGAUUUACCCUCAAACUAUCGCGCACAACCCGAACGGGCGGUUCGUGGUAGUCUGCGGCGAUGGCGAGUACAUUAUUUACACGGCUAUGGCACUUAGGAACAAGGCGUUCGGAACUGCUCAAGAGUUCGUCUGGGCGUUUGAUAGCUCGGAAUAUGCGACUCUUGAAAACUCCAGCACCAUAAAGGUGUUCAAAAACUUCAAAGAGAGAAAGAGCUUCAAGCCUGAGUAUGGCGCUGAAAGUAUAUACGGCGGUUUCAUGUUGGGUGUGAAGUCUAUUAGCGGUGUGGCAUUCUCUUUCUACGAUUGGGAGAACCUGGAGUUGAUCAGACGGAUUGAGAUCCAGCCUCGCCACGUGUAUUGGUCUGAGAGCGGCAACUUGGUGUGCCUGGCAACUGACGACUCAUACUACGUACUCAAGUAUAACGCAGCUGUGGUGACACGAGCUCGCGAAACCAACUCCAACAUCACAGAAGACGGCAUUGAAGACGCUUUUGAGGUCGUAGGUGCAGUGAACGAGGUUGUAAAGACAGGACUAUGGGUGGGCGACUGCUUCAUCUACACGAAUUCCGUGAACAGAAUAAACUACUACGUCGGUGGCGAGAUCGUCACCAUAUCUCAUUUGGAUCACACUAUGUACAUCCUUGGAUACGUCGCCAAGGAGAACAGAUUGUACCUAAAUGACAAGGAGUUGAACAUAGUGUCGUACUCGCUGCUGCUGUCGGUACUGGAGUACCAGACGGCGGUGAUGCGCGCAGACUUCGAGUCAGCUGACCGUGUGCUGCCCACCAUUCCCCAAGAGCAUCGCACCAGAGUCGCCCACUUCCUAGAGAAACAAGGCUUCAAACAACAAGCUCUAGCAGUAUCCACCGAGCCUGAACAUCAGUUCGAGCUGGCCCUUUCACUAGGCGAGCUCCGGAGAGCGAAGCAGUUAGCCGAAGAAGCUGCAGUAGCCGAGGGUUCGCCAUCCAGGUCCUCAGCGGCACGGUGGUCUCGGCUGGGGGCUGCCGCCGCCGCUGCCGCUGACACGGAGCUCACCAAGACCUGCUAUCAAAGUGCUAAGGACUACAGCGCUCUCCUUCUAUUCGCAGCUAGCACUGGUGACAAAGAGCUGCUGAAGACCGUAGCACAGAUGUCCUCGGAAGAAGGCGCUGAGAACAUCUCAUUUGUGGCCUACUUUAUGCUGAAUGAUCUCGAAUCCUGUCUCAACCUACUUAUACAGCGAGACAAGCUGCCCGAAGCCGCCUUCUUUGCCAGAUCAUACAUUCCAUCAAAGAUGUCAGAAGUGGUGAAAUUAUGGCGCGAAUCCACUAGCGCCAGCAACAAGAAGCUCGGCCAAUCCCUCGCCGACCCAGAGCAGUACGAAAACCUAUUCCCUGAGUUCGCGCAAUCAUUAGUACUGGAGAGAUUUCAGCGCGAGUAUGGGUAUGAGCAGAGUUGCUUGCUGGCGAACUUGCCGGUCGACUCGAAGACUUGCAACCUUGAGCGUAACCUUGCCACGGAGAUGGAGGAGGCCGAGCAGCGUGGCUUCAAGCUGAGCUCCGCAGACGUGGUGCGGGCUCAAGCACACAGCUCAAAUGAUGCUGAACCUGAAGCUCGAGUUACAAGCGAUGAUAGUCCUUCCCGUAUGGUGCCGGAUAGCACAGUGCCGGACGAUACCACCGCGGCGCAGCGGGGCCAGAAGAAACGGCACGACUCUCUGGACAUCAUGGAGGAACUAGAGCGGGAGAUUGACGACAUUGUCCUCGACAGCACGGCCGACAGUGUGGACCUGUCAGACGAUGCAGAUUUCAUGGACUAAUUCUUAAGUGUAUUUAAAUUGUUUAUUUUAUAUUACAGUACAGAUCAUAAAACUAUUGUACUUCAUAAAGUGCUAAUUCCUUAUAAGAUUAAAGUAUUAUACAGAUUUGCUUUGUUGUGUUUUUGUUGGAUAUUAAUAAAGUGUAUAUCGGACUUUUGAUGUUAAACAGAUAUUGAUGUUCUAAUCAAAUAAUGGAUCUAUUAGCCACAAUAUAAACUGGUAGUGUAAUUAUAAUGAUUGAAAUGCUAUAUUACUUAAAUACUUAACUGAUAAUGAAACAUUUUUUGUAAUAAAUUGAACAGUAUGUAAAUUAUGUAGUAGGAUAAUAGUGAGGGACGCGAUAUACGUAUAACAUUUACCGCAAACAGAUGCGAGUGUGGCGAGGCGAGGCGGCCGGUGUCGGGGUGUCGGCGAGUGCCGGGAUUACCUCACGCCGCGACUCUGUAAUGGUGCUGUAAUGCCAAGUUUCCUGUUUAGUACUCACUUAAAUCAGCCAGACGCGCUUAUUAGACAACUACGUCCAUUCAGAAAAAAGGAAUCAUAAAUUAACCUCUUAACUGAGUGCCGCCGUGCUCUGAACUAGUUGUACUAUUUUGCAAGAUCAUAUAUACAUAUUCAUAUGAAUUGAAAUUAUUCUAGUUAGGAUUUCAUGUUUAUUUGAUUUAUAUUAAUCGCCAUCUUCAGAGUAGGUGUGGAACUAUCUAGCGCUACAACUAAAAUAUUCGUAAAAACCGUAGCUCUUGAAUAAUUUGAAAUUAUUCAACCAACCAACAAUAAUUUGAAAUUAUUUGAAAUUAUUCAACCAAUACUUAAACAAGCAUUUUCGUUUAAUUUAAUUACUGCGUACUGGAACUAGGAAUGUUUCUACUUGUAGAAAAAGCCUAAAUCUCUUGUAAAAUAUAGUCUUCUCAAAUUUUGUCAUUAUACUGUCUUAUAUAUUGCAAUGUUUUGUAAAUCUAUUAUUAAUAGGAAAUUUAUAUACUUGGGCAUGCAUGCAUAGAUAUAAGUAUCCUUUAUAGGUGGUUGCCGCACCUUUUCAACCAUUAUUUGUGUGUUUCGAUAAAUUUACUUUAUCUUAAGGAAUAAAACGAAUAAUUAAGUGUUUGCAACUUU
Molecule: messenger RNA, 4070 nt
Organism: Spodoptera exigua (beet armyworm)
Lineage: Eukaryota; Metazoa; Arthropoda; Insecta; Lepidoptera; Noctuidae
Source: the annotation of a GenBank genome assembly